GCUCAAUCCUGGAGUCAGGGGAGAGGAGAGCACAGCUACUUCAAGAGCAAACUUCAUUUCAGUUUACAGCCUGCUUUAACAAAGCUGUAGCUGUGUGUUAUCUGGGUCAUGUGGCUACUGGACUGGAUCUUCUCCAUCAAUACAGCUGUGGUGAAGCUAGCCAGCGGUCUCACAUGCAAAUCAGAGCCUCAUGGUCGUGGAGGCAGCUCUCAACCAGGCCAGGCAGACUCUCCGCUCCCAGAACAGGACGAGGAGAUCCUGGGCUCUGAUGACGAUGAGCAGGAGGACCCCAAUGACUACUGCAGGGGUGGGUAUCACCAUGUAAAGAUUGGAGAUCUGUUUAAUGGAAGAUACCAUGUGAUCCGAAAACUGGGCUGGGGGCACUUCUCCACUGUGUGGCUGGCCUGGGACAUCCAGGAAAAGCGCUUUGUGGCCAUGAAGGUUGUGAAAAGUGCUGAGCAUUACACAGAAACGGCUCUGGAUGAGAUCAAGCUACUCAAAUCUGUGAGAAACACAGAUCCCAAUGACCCCAACAGAGAGAGAGUGGUGCAGCUUCUGGAUGACUUCAAAAUAUCUGGCAUGAAUGGCACUCAUGUGUGCAUGGUGUUUGAGGUGCUUGGAUAUCACCUUCUCAAGUGGAUCAUCAAGUCAAAUUAUCAAGGCCUGCCACUGCCCUGUGUUAAAAGCAUUAUACGACAGGUCCUGCAGGGUUUAGAUUACCUCCACACCAAAUGUAGGAUCAUCCACACAGACAUCAAACCAGAGAACAUCCUGUUGACCGUCAACGAGCCCUACAUCAAGAAAAUGGCUGCUGAAGCGACACAGUGGCAGAAGUCUGGAGUUGCACCUCCCUCUGGAUCUGCAGUGAGCACAGCUCCAGCACCCAAACCAGUGGCCAAAAUGUCAAAGAACAAAAAGAAGAAGAUGAAGAAGAAGCAAAAGAAGCAGGCAGAGCUGCUGGAGAAGAGGAUACAGGAGAUGGAGGGAGAAACAGCACCGGAGGGAGGAGAAGAGGAGGAUGAGGAGGAGACCACAACGACAACGACAACUGAGACCACAGAAGACACCACCUCAUCAGCCACACUGUCUAUGUCGGCAACCAUGCAGGACAUCGCUAACCAUGUUGUCACAGACUCGCUUCCUGACGAAGAGCUGCAGCAGAUGCCCGCGCCGAAGGAACACAGGGAGACUGAGGUGGAAGAGAACAUGGAGGUGAACUGCAAUGGCUGUGCCUCCACACCAGAAUGCGAGAAAAGUCCAGAGAAUCAAGGGACCAAGCAGUUGACAGAGGAGCAGCAGGAUCAACAGAACGCCAACCAACCUGACAGUAACACAGAUUCCCAGGACACAUUAAGUCAUAAAGAAGAGCAUCAGACCUGCAAUGGUUCACCAGAGGAACCAGACACAGAGUUGCUGCAGCUCCCAGCCUCUUUGUGUCCUGAAUCUGUCAGCGUAGAGCUGAAGGAGACAGAGAAGGAGGAGAAGAAGGAGGAGGAGAUGGACACUCGGGGGGAAACCAAAAGAGAAGAAGAAGAAGAAGAUGGCCAGAAUGGAUCCUCAGGCAGUUUGUUAGUAAACCCCCUGGAGCCUCUCAAUGCAGACAAGGUGCAAGUAAAGAUUGCUGACCUCGGAAACGCCUGCUGGGUGAACAAACAUUUCACAGACGACAUCCAGACACGACAGUACCGUUCUCUUGAGGUGCUGAUGGGAGCUGGCUAUAGUACACCGGCAGACAUCUGGAGCACAGCCUGCAUGGCCUUUGAGCUUGCCACUGGAGAUUAUCUAUUUGAGCCCCACUCCGGAGAAGACUACUCCAGAGAUGAAGAUCACAUCGCGCUGAUCAUAGAGCUGCUCGGUAAAGUUCCUAGGAAGCUGAUCUUGGCAGGCAAAUACACCAAGGAGUUUUUCACCAAGAAAGGUGACCUGCGUCACAUCACCAAGCUGAAGCCAUGGGGAUUAUUUGACGUGCUGGUAGAAAAGUACGAGUGGUCCAAAGAGGAGGCGCACACCUUCAGUAGCUUCCUGCUGCCCAUGCUAGACCUGGUGCCUGAAAGGCGGGCCACAGCAGCCCAGUGCCUCUCACACCCAUGGCUCACAUCAUAGAGGUCACCCUGUGCACACCUACAGUCUCACAUUGUGAAAGGAUACAUAAGGUUUGAAGAUCCUGGGCUUAAAACCAUCCAGUAAGCAAACACAUUCAUGCCUGACAGACCCUGUGACUGCAUCGUGCCUGCAUCCUCCUGUCAUGGCCCUCAGAGGCCGCCUACACAUACUUUCAUGAACACAAUAAAAAGAGAGACUGCUGCAGAGUCUUGGUCCUGUUUGGAUAACACUGGUGAUAGAAGGAACUAUUGGGCUUCUCCCUUUAUUUAUAACAUUUUUUUACUGGCUGCUUACUUAUCCACCUCACUCUUGUUUUUCUUACUCCAGCUCUUUCUCUGAAUCCAAUUUAAUUUUUGUAUUUUUAACAACACAUGAAAAAGGAUUUGCACUUGCCUACAAAUACAAAAAACGCAGGAUGUAGGAGGGAGUUAAAAUUUGCCAUCAAACUAGUCAUCACAUACCAGCCAAAUCUGUCUCUGUUCAGCUGCCGUGCUGGCUGUACCAGCUUUUUUGCUUUCAAAUCUUCCAAAAAAGAGAGUCGAUGACCGCAUAAUGCUAACAGGCAUGAUGAGGAAGUAGUAACCAUAUUGUGGUAAUGUCAUGGCUUAACCUGAUCAAGUUUUGUACAUUUAUAUACAGAUAAAAUAUCAUUAUUAGAAAUUCAACUGGGUCUGGGAAGAGAAAUCAGAAAUCAAACCAUUUGAAUAAAACAUCAUCCAUAUUUUUUAGCUUCAGCAUUUGGCAAGUGCUUUUUUCUGAGAAAACUGCAGAAUAAUGUGAGAAACUUCUGCUGUACAUCAAGAGUCAGCAUGAGACAGCUUCACACUGUUUUGUACCUGGGCAACGUUUUGCCUGUUUAUAAAAGCUUCACAAAUCUCCUGCUUUAAUUAGAAUAUCUGGUGCACAGUUCAGUGUACCAAAGCGUCUGGAUUUGGUCCCUCUCUCUUUACAAAGAAAGCUUUGAACAGUUUCUAAAAGAGACCUAGACUUAAGCCAAUCUAAACUUUCCUUUCACACUUUUAAAGAUGCCACAAAGAAUGUUAUAGUUUCCAGUUGUGCAAAAACCCGAGCUUCAUUUCAAGUUCUUCUUCCUUUGCACAUGGAGGUGUUGUAUCUUAAACUGAUAGAUUGUACUUAUUGCUGUAGUUAUUGCUUUGAGAACCCUUCAAUCCAUUCUGCUUGUUUUUCUACAGACUUCUCUUCUGUCCAUGUCUACCCUCUUAAUUUGUCAUUUUUUGUAGGCAAUAAGAAUAAAUAUUUUUCAAAAUCUUA
Messenger RNA from Cheilinus undulatus (humphead wrasse), 3375 nucleotides. It is a transcript of the gene srpk1b, whose product is annotated as SRSF protein kinase 1b. The record is from RefSeq and is a predicted model, not a curated record. Bases 109 to 2103 code for a protein of 664 amino acids. Gene Ontology annotation, molecular function: ATP binding; protein kinase activity. Gene Ontology annotation, biological process: regulation of mRNA processing; spliceosomal complex assembly; protein phosphorylation. The transcript has 15 exons. NCBI's taxonomy places the organism in Eukaryota, Metazoa, Chordata, Actinopteri, Labriformes, Labridae.